This is a messenger RNA of Xiphophorus couchianus (Monterrey platyfish), 3395 nucleotides long. RefSeq names its product aminopeptidase Ey-like. The transcript is spliced from 23 exons. The record is from RefSeq and is a predicted model, not a curated record. Gene Ontology annotation, biological process: peptide catabolic process; proteolysis. The coding region runs from base 149 to 2977 and encodes 942 amino acids. NCBI's taxonomy places the organism in Eukaryota, Metazoa, Chordata, Actinopteri, Cyprinodontiformes, Poeciliidae. Gene Ontology annotation, molecular function: zinc ion binding; peptide binding; metalloaminopeptidase activity. Gene Ontology annotation, cellular component: plasma membrane; cytoplasm.
GGAGCUAAACUGCUGACAGGCACUUCUGUUUUUCAUUCCUGCAUGGACUCAUUUAACCAGACAAGCUCAGGUUUGUUCAGGCAUCUGCAGCAAAGCAGGGGUUGAGCUUGAAGCUGUGCUUUAAUCUGUAUUAGCAGAUCGGAGCACCAUGGGGGAAAGAUGCAAAGUCAGCUGGCUGUAUGUUCUCUGCGUCGUCUUGGCCCUGGUUUCUGUGGCAACCAUUGUUACGUUGUGGACUAUCGCUAUCACAGGAGGAAAAGGAGGUGACGUCACAGCUCCUUGGGACAGGGAUCGUCUUCCUGGAUAUUUAGUCCCUGAGUUUUACAACAUCACUCUGUGGCCUCGACUCAAGCCCAACCCAAACUCCAACCUCUACAUUUUCACUGGUUGGUCCGCCGUUCAGUUUGAAUGUCUGGAAGCAACAGAUCUGAUUCUGAUUCACUCUAACAAGCUAAACUAUACGGAGAUGAAAGAUGAACAUUUCGUCAGCCUGACCUCUGAAGAAGGUGUAUCUGUCCCCAACAUCAAGUCAACUUGGUUGCAGCUUCAAACGCAGUAUCUGGUCAUCCAGUUGAUGGGUAAAUUAACUCCAGGACAGAAGUACCAGCUGCAUGCCCAGUUCACAGGAGAGCUUGCUGAUGAUCUGGCUGGAUUUUACCGAAGCGAAUAUAAAGAAGAUGGAGUCACAAAGAUUGUUGCAACCUCCCAGAUGCAUCCCACUAAUGCCAGGAAAACGUUUCCUUGUUUUGAUGAGCCGGCCAUAAAAGCCGUUUUCCACUUAACCCUCAUCCACCCAACAGGAACUAUCGCCCUGUCCAACGGCAUGGAAAUGGAAACCGCAACCAUCACUGUUGACGGAGAAACGUUGCUGCAGACAACGUUUGAAGCCACCGAAAAAAUGUCCACCUACCUGUUGGCCAUCAUCGUGUCUGACUACGCUCACCUGAGCACAACCCAAGGAAACAUUCAAAUUCGAAUCUGGGCUCGCAAAAAGGCCAUCAAGGAGGGACAGGGGAACUACGCUCUCAAUGUAACUGGACCCAUACUGGACUUUUUCCAGGCCUACUAUAACAUCUCGUAUCCCCUGAGAAAGUCAGACCAAAUCGCUCUGCCAGACUUUUAUUUUGGGGCGAUGGAGAACUGGGGACUGGUCACCUAUAGAGAAACCAACCUCCUCUAUGAUCCUGAGACCUCUUCUAACAGCAAUAAAGAAACCACAGUCACCAUCAUUGCUCAUGAACUGGCACACAUGUGGUUUGGUAACCUGGUGACGCUGCGCUGGUGGAAUGAGGUUUGGCUAAAUGAAGGCUUUGCUUCGUACGUAUCCUACCUGGGAGCUGACUAUGCAGAACCAGACUGGAAUGUGAAAGAUUUGAUCGUAUUGGACGACGUGCAGAAAGUCUUUGCAGUCGACGCCUUGGUAUCUUCUCAUCCUUUGACUUCUAAAGAAGACAGUAUCAACCUGCCAGGACAGAUCAUGGAGCAAUUUGACACCAUUUCCUACAGCAAGGGAGCCGCAGUGUUGAGGAUGCUGUCAGACUUCCUGUCAGAGUCGGUCUUCAAACAAGGACUCAGCAGUUAUCUCAGACAUUUUUCCUAUGGUAACACAAUUGGGAGUGACUUGUGGAAACAUCUGCAAACGGCAGUGCAAGACAACAACGUGUCUCUUCCUCGUCAAGUUGACGCCAUCAUGAACCGCUGGGUGCGUCAGAUGGGCUUCCCGGUGGUUACCAUAGACACAAGCACAGGCAUUGUUUCCCAGAAUCACUUCCUGCUGGUUCCAGAAUCGAAUGUCACUGUGGAAUCGCCAUACAAGUACGAGUGGAUGAUCCCUGUGCGCUGGAUGAAAGACGGAGCCACCAAAGACAUUUGGUGGCUCUUGGAAAAGAAAGGUCUGAAUGUGGACAUGAGGACUGGGCCUUCCUGGGUUUUGGCUAACAUCAAUGUGACGGGGUAUUAUCGGGUGAACUACGACCUGGGGAACUGGGAGCGGCUCUUUUCUCAGUUCAAUACAGACCACCAGGUGAUCCCACUGAUCAACAGAGCCCAACUGGUGGACGACGCGUUCAACCUGGCCAGAGCUCAGCUGCUCUCCACCACUCUGGCUCUCAGGACGACUUCCUACCUGUCCAAGGAAACCGAGUACAUGCCCUGGCAGUCUGCACUCAACAACCUGAACUACUUCAACCUCAUGCUGGACCAAACCGAAGUCUAUGAGCCCAUGCAGGAAUACAUCAGGAAACAGGUGACUCCACUCUUCUUGUACUUCAGGAGUAUAACGUCAAACUGGACCAAAGUUCCUGAGAAGCACACUGACCAGUACAAUCAGGUAAAUGCACUCAGCACAGCCUGCAGAACCGGACUACCGGAGUGCCAGAACCUGAUCCGCAUGUGGUUCCGGCAGUGGAUGGACGACCCUGAACGCAACCUCAUCCACCCGAACCUUCGCUCGGCGGUGUACUGCAGCGCCGUGGCGGCCGGCGGCGAGGCUGAGUGGAACUUCACAUGGUCGCAGCUUCAGGACGCUACAGUGGCCAGCGAGGCCAAUAAACUCAUGUUGGCUCUGGCCUGCAGCAACAACACGCAGCUGCUGGAGAGGUAUCUGGAGUUCACGUUGGACCCGGCAAAGAUCCGGAAACAGGACGCCACCGCCGUCAUCACCGCCGUAGCCAAUAACAGAGCGGGACAAAAUCUCACCUGGCAAUUUGUCACGAAGAACUGGGAACACAUGUUCACAGAGUAUGGUGUGGGCUCUUUCUCCUUUGCUUCUCUGAUCAGUGGCGUCACAGCGAGGUUCUCCACACCUCAGGAGCUGCAACAGUUGCUGGAUUUUGAGGAGGAGCACAAAGAUGCAGGAUUCGGUUCUGCGGCGCUCGCAGUGGAUCAGGCCUUGGAGCGGACCCAGGCCAACAUCAAGUGGGUGCAGAGGAACAAACAGGACGUCCUGCAAUGGUUCCGCAGCCAGACUGGAAACUAGCAGAGCUUACUGGGCGCUGUGAGUCUGGAAGGAGGUGGUGAUGAUGAAGAGCAGCCUCAAGGUGUACAUGUGUUUAUCAGAAUCAUAAAGAAAGAAUAAAUGUCCACAGAGAACAAAAAGGAAGGCUUAAAUAAUAAUUCCUCUCAAAGCCAAUGCAAAAGCCAAAACCAGCUUUAUAUAGUAUAGAUUCUUGUAUAUACAGUAAAUUGAAUGUGGUUGUUUUGAAGUGUUUCAGUACUGUGUUAAUGAUCUGGAUUUAACUGAAUUGAAUUGGAGUCUAUUCUUUUCUGUUUUACAGUGACAUCAGAAAAGCAACACAUGGAAAUAAAUGUCGAAAGCUAAUUAAUUAUUAUAAAGUUUUUCAUUGUUUAAGUAACUGUACUUAUAUUAUUGGAGUUGAUAUAAAUUAUAAAAUACA